Metarhizium acridum CQMa 102 is the source of this 2754-nucleotide messenger RNA. The record is from RefSeq and is a predicted model, not a curated record. NCBI's taxonomy places the organism in Eukaryota, Fungi, Ascomycota, Sordariomycetes, Hypocreales, Clavicipitaceae.
AUGGACUCUCCUCCUCCUCCUUCUCCUCAGGCUCGCCAAUACUGGCACCAAGCUCUGAAACUUAAGAAGCAUUUGACGAAGCAGCUGGAGAGACUCAAAGCUGAAAGUGCCUCUGGAGUGGACGUUGCGUAUUUCGAGGCUAUUGAAGGCACUCUGGAGAGGUUUCGCCUUGCAUUCGUCCACACCAUCUUUUUAGACUUCGCAUUUGCCGUCAAGGAGAAUGCAGAGGAUGCUCUGUGGACUUUGCACACCAUGAUCAACUCCGAAUACCGACGCAUCCAGGGCCGACUCAAGCACUCUUCCCAUGCCGUUGAGAGACGCAAGGUGGAAAAGUCAUAUAAUAACUUUCUCCGUGUGGCACAGAAAUUCUACAAGGGGUACAUCCAACGUCUGUCGGCCCGGUACGAUGUCCCGGAACUCAGGAGAGUUGCCCGAGGCAUUGAUGUUGAGCCGAUGGGUAGCGGAGAUGAAAUCAGCCCUGUGCCAUCAAGGUUGAGUGCCAUGGUUUUGACAUCGUGCCACUCAACUCUUUUGCGACUAGGUGACCUAUCUCGGUAUAGGACUCAAGCCAGACAUAAGAAUUCGGGCUAUGAGACUGCUUUGACCUUCUACAGCCUUGCGCAUCAUUUAAGACCACAGUCCGGAUAUGCCCAGCACCAAAUGGGCAUUGUUCAUUUGGACCAGGGCAAUCACCUGGACAUUGUCUAUAGUUUUUACCGCUCCUGGGCAGUCGACGCACCUCACCCGAACGCAAAGGCCAAUCUUGAAGCCGAGUUCAAGUCUCUUCAACUGCCAAAUUCAUCGAGAUCCCGACAGAACGCCUCACCAACAGCGCAGGAUCCGUUUCCCAUGUGGUUCGUUAGGCUCCACGCCCUCUUUUACAAGGGUGAGACCUUCCCGCAACAAGCAGAGCUUGAAGGCGAGGUUCUACACAAAUUAGAGAUAGCGUGCCAUGGUGAGAAAUCUACGGCUACGCUCCUCAAGAUGACAUUGGUCAAUCUUUCUGCCCAUCACGUCGCGUCGACUAUCUACAGAGGUUCGUCUGAUAUCACUUUGGGUUCCUGCUCCUUAUUCAUUGCUAAGUCCACGCCAGAAUCAAUGUCUCUAGCUGCUUUCUACCAGUUUACUUUACGAUUUAAUGCUUUGUUUAUUUCACACUUUUGUGCAGCCUUCGAGUCAGAACUGAAAGAAGCUGCAUCCGAAGAUAUCGGGAGUGAUGGGUCCAAUAAUUUGCCUACCAAGAUUACGCCCAUGGUGGAAGCGCUUCUUCCUGUCCUGCGCUUGUAUAGUAUGUGGCUUACUGCCUGUCGGGGCGAAGUCAGCGCUGCUGCUCAAGCAUUUGGCGGAGUCAUACCCCGGCUGGUUCAGAAUCUUGCCAAGGUGUUAACUUUGCUCUGCAUUUUCACGUACAGCCAGGCCUUGAGCAACUGCCCAUAUCUCCUCGCGGAGGAUCUGGAAAUCCGCGGUUUUCGCCCUCUAUCAGAGGAGACCAUCCCCCAGCAAUGCCGUUGCUUUUGCACCGAAGAUGGCUCUCCAAAGACCUACCUGCAAGACCCCAGCUCUCGCUUGGAGCCGUCCCAAGAAAACUUGGCCAGAAUUUUGGACAUUCUUCGCUGUGCAUACUUCCUCGCCGAGGACUCGAACUUCCCAUUGUCUUACAAGGUUGUCGACAACUCCCUCGUUUUUGAAUACUGCCUCAAACCUACGUCUGAUACGCCUGUGGCUGCAGCCAAGACUUCGACCUCGUCACCAAACACGGCAUCCAAGAACCCUCUCGGCAACGAAGAUGCGGGUGCUGGGAGCCUGCCAAGCCGUGUUUUGUUGGCCGAAGAGCCUCGACAAUUGCGCAAGAACUUGGAUUCUGACGCGAAUACCCAGCAGCCACAGUCGACCCAGCAGGAAGGGGCUCGAGACGAAGCAAAUUUAGAUGACCCAGACGAUGCAUUGUUCGAAAUGUUGUCUCCCUUCUUGAAGCCGCCCACGCCACAGCCUCAACAACGGCAGCGUCAUUCAACGGAUGAAUCUUCUUAUGGAAUGCAUACGAUGACAGCAAACAGUGUCCUUGGCUGCUUUCAAACAGAGCGCAGUCCGCCUGGCUCCGUCCUUUCAGGAAAGUUUGCUCCGUUGCCAUGGGCUUGGUUCAAUACCCCUGAGCCUGAAAAGCCUGCUGACAGUAUGACGCCAAAUGGAUCAACUGGUUUUGGCGAGAGCGCCAGCCCUUACAAUUCUCCAAGACGCCCUGCAAGCAGUGGAAAUCAUUUAGACGACCCCUUUGCGACUCCCGGACGAAAUCUCCAUGGCGUCCUUGUCAAUAGUCAUACUGCCCAGCAACAGAACGGACGGAGCUUUACUGGGCCUGUCGUUUCGGGCCCGGAAACUGCCCAUAGGAACAACUUGCUCCAGGCGUUCUCUGGGACUGGUGUGCCGCGAAGCUCGCCUUUUACCCAAUGGGGUGGCAAUCAGCAGCUUACGUUGCAGAACAGCGGUCCUGCCGUGUCACCUUGGGGGCCUCGAGCCUUGGACAGCCUUCCCCAAUCGACGGGGCUUUCUACUUUCUCUCAUCCAAGCAGCCUGUAUCAGGGCACACCGGCAAACGUAGUUGGUCUUGGGAUGGGUCCUGUUUCUGGGGGAUCAGAGCCUCAGUUCUCGAGUCCUGCUCACGCCGAUACCGCAGCGAGAUACUUGCAAAUGGACCAGACUACGUUGAACUACAACGAGGCUAUUAUGCAGACGGCCUAUCACGGUAACAAGUGA